This is a messenger RNA of Siniperca chuatsi (mandarin fish), 2261 nucleotides long. RefSeq names its product glutathione hydrolase 7-like. NCBI's taxonomy places the organism in Eukaryota, Metazoa, Chordata, Actinopteri, Centrarchiformes, Sinipercidae. The transcript is spliced from 15 exons. Bases 104 to 1999 code for a protein of 631 amino acids. The record is from RefSeq and is a predicted model, not a curated record. Gene Ontology annotation, cellular component: plasma membrane. Gene Ontology annotation, molecular function: glutathione gamma-glutamate hydrolase. Gene Ontology annotation, biological process: glutathione catabolic process.
AUUACAUGUUAAGCUGAGGGAAGGGUGCAGUUUAUGGAUUUUCACAACAAGGAGGCCUACUGUGUUCUUGAAUUAACUUAGUCUUAGAGUGAAUACAGUGAGGAUGGAGGUUUCUCCUGAAACAAAACUUAACCAGCAGUUAACAUUCAGUUACAAAAGCUUUGCUGGUUCAUUUCAAUUGACUGAUGGCUCAUCACCAAGUGAUUUCACCUGUGACUUGAAUAAAAAACAUGAUCUCAGCCAUCUCCCAAAGGAGAUCCAUCUGAAACAGCUGGCCUCUGGUAGCCCAAAUGUGUUUGACCCAAGCCUGUCCAACCUCAAAGAGACCAACAAGGACUUCUCCAAUCAGGGCAAACUCAUACCUGUCUAUGCUGUAUCUAUCACCUUUGCCAUUGGAGUGACCAUUGCUCUGAUCCUGCAUAUUCAUCUGGGGGAAAGUCUGGUGUUUGUAAAAGGCCUGUUGGUGUCGGAUCACGAGCGCUGCACUGCACUCGGCCAGAGAGUCCUUCAUGAUCGUGGAUCCAGCGUGGACGCAGCCAUCACUGCCGCCCUGUGUCUGGGUGUUGUGCAUCCACAUGUGUCAGGUGUUGGUGGAGGUGGGGUGAUGCUGGUUCAUGAUAUCAAUAAAAAUGAAACCAGGGUGAUAAAUUUUCAGGGAACUGCACCUAAAACACUCAAAGAGGAGAUGCUGCAAAAUGUUUCAGAACUAAAGGCAGGUCUGCACGUGGGCGUGCCAGGUAUGCUAAGAGGGUUACACCACGCUCACAGCCUGUAUGGGAGUCGAUCAUGGGAGGAUGUGGUCACUCGAGCCGCUGCUGUUGCCAAAGAAGGUUUCAAUGUGUCUUUUACUCUUUCUGAGGCCAUAUCAAGGGUAAAGGGUGAGUGGCUAUCGCAACGUUUCAGAGACACGUUCUUCCCAGAUGGCAAAGCUCUACGUCCUGGUUCAUUUCUGAGGAUGCCCAGUCUGGCUGGAGUCCUAGAGGCUGAUCUGUCAAACUUCUAUGAUGGGAACUUCUCACAAGAGAUAGAGGAUGAGGUGCGAGCUAAUGGAGGGGUCCUGAGCACAGGCGACAUCAGUAACUACAGUGUACAAGUGGAGCAACCAGUGGAAGGCCUGUACAAUGAAUUUAUUAUUCAAGUUCCUCCUCCCCCAUCGGUUGGUGCAGCACUGAUAUCAGCGCUCAACCUUUUGGCGGGCGUCCAUCUCAAUGAGAACAAUAACACAGAAAAUCAAACAAACCACUGGAUUGCUGAGGCUCUGAAAGCAACUUUGGCUACGGCCAGUGGUUUGGGUGACCCUAAAUAUAACUCUUCAGUGACUGAGCUGCUCUCUGACAUGCUGAGUAAGAGUCAAGCUGAAGUGCUUCGCCAGAGGAUCAAUCACUCCCAAACAUCUCCACCUGAGUCCCACUCUACUGUCCACUCUUUACAGACAGACCUGAUGACUGGACAAGUAGUAGUCAUGGGACCAGAUGACCUCAUUGUGUCAGUUGCAAGUUCCUUGAGCAGGCCAUUCGGGAGCAGAAUCAUAACUCGGUCCGGGGUUAUUCUCAACAGCCUCAUCCUUGACUUCUCCUGGCCGAACAAAGCCAGAGGGCAACUCUUAACCAACGAGAGAAACCGAGUCCAGCCAGGAAAGAGGCCCUUAUCACCUCUCAUGCCCACAAUAGUGGUGCCAGCGUGGCAUAAAUGUGGGAUCUACAUGGCACUAAGCAGUUCAGGUGGACAACAGAGUUUGAGUGUGAUCACCCAGGUGUUGAUCAGUGCUUCCCAUAAAGAGAAAAAUGACAGCCUCCCGCUAAUGGGACUCCAUCCCCAUCUUCAGCCCAGCAGACCUCCUGUUGGCCCUGAGUUUCCAGAAGAGGGUGUGCAGAUUUUGAAUGAAAAUGGCCACGUAGUUCAAAGACUGAAGACAAACUCUGCUGUCCACGGAAUCCUGAGGAACAAAGAUAUCGUCACGGCCAUAACAGUACCACAAUUAUCUGAUAGUUUAUCAUAGUUUUAUUGUUCUCAUUUUUUUUGUUUUACUUUUUUCAUAAAUAUCUUCCAAAGGCAUAUUAUAAAAUGGUAUAAGCUGCUGUUGCACUGUAUGAUGUGAGUUUAUGGUUGUUGUUCUCCAGUGUUUGAUUCUCUCAUGUUGUUGUGAUCACCAGCCAACAAAGGACAACAAGUACUUUAUAUUAAAGAAGGCAAAAUUGUUUAUUCAUAUAAAUUGUCUUAAAACCGAUUAAAGGAAUAUCCUCAUCAUACUUGAGCUCCAA